GACAGCUUCAGAUCUUUCGAACAAUCCAUCCCGCCAGCCAACAACCGCCAAAAUGGGUCGCGUCCGUACCAAGACAGUCAAGCGCUCCGCUAAGGUCAUCAUCGAGCGUUACUACCCCAAGUUGACCCUCGACUUCGAGACCAACAAGCGUAUCUGCGAUGAGAUCGCCAUUAUCGCUUCCAAGCGUCUUCGCAACAAGAUCGCUGGUUACACCACCCACCUUAUGAAGCGUAUUCAGCGUGGUCCCGUCCGCGGUAUCUCCUUCAAGCUCCAGGAGGAGGAGCGUGAGCGCAAGGACCAGUACGUCCCCGAGGUCUCCGCUCUCGACGUCUCCCAGACCGAGUCCGGUCAGCUCGACGUUGACGCCGACACCAAGGACCUUCUCAAGUCCAUGGGCUUCGACAACCUCAAGGUCAACGUCGUUGCCGUCACUCAGCAGCAGCAGGCUGAGCGCCCCCGCCGCUUCGGUCCCCGCUAAAUUC
Molecule: messenger RNA, 482 nt
Organism: Penicillium brevicompactum
Lineage: Eukaryota; Fungi; Ascomycota; Eurotiomycetes; Eurotiales; Aspergillaceae
Product: 40S ribosomal protein eS17
Exons: 3
Coding region: 53-478 (141 amino acids)
Biological process (GO): translation
Cellular component (GO): ribosome
Molecular function (GO): structural constituent of ribosome
Source: RefSeq, a predicted model, not a curated record